AUGGCCAGCAAUCCUUCACGCCGGGCGCAGCUUCGCGGAGCCGCCGGCGCGUCCCCUUGUGAGGGCGCCGAGGGAGCAGCGCUUCCGCCUUCGCUGUUCGCCAAGGGCCCCUUCCCCUUCCGCGCUGCCCUCCUCGCCUCCGCCGCUCCCGACUCGCUUCCGCCAGGCCCUGGCGGGGCAACGCAGUCGGCGGGCGUCGAGACGCCGGCGCAGCGCCGCCAAGCAGCCGCUCCGCCGUCGGACGGCGGUCGGACUGAAGCCGCCCAGUGCGCGGAGGGCGCGGAGGAGAGGGGCGCGAGUGACGGCAGCAAGGGCUUGGGCGGGCCGAGGCGAGGGCUGACGUGUUGGAGUUGCGGGGAGACGUUUGAUGACGUGGCGGAGCAGCGCGCGCACUUCAAGAGCGACUGGCACCGCCUCAACGUCAAGCGCCGGGCAUGUGGGCGCGCAGCGCUGUCGGAGGAGGCCUUUGCGGCGCUGCUGGACGCCAGGCGCGCGGGGGAAGGGGGGGGGAAUGGGGGGAGGAGCCGGGGCACGCAGGGCAGUGCGGAUGCCGGCGCUGCUGUGAGUAGCGGGGCGGGCGGGACAGCAGAGGAGCGGGGAGAGGGGGGGGAAGACGACGAUGACUGGUCGAGCAUUUCAGGGUCGGAGGACGAGCAGGGAGGGGAGGACGCGGACGAGGGGCAGCAGCAGCAGGGGGAGGGGAAGCUGGCAGGGGCAGGGCGGGGGGCGAAGGUGCACUUCGUGCUGCCCCACACGGGCGUCACUUUCGCCCUCUGGCGCGUGCUCUUCCCCCCAGGUGCGCUCUUCCCCCCAGGUGUGCUCUUCACCCCAGGUGCGCUCUUCCCCCCAGGUGCGCUCUUCCCCCCAGGUGCGCUCUUCCCCCCAGGUGCGCUCUUCCCCCCAGGUGCGCUCUUCCCCCCAGGUGCGCUCUUCCCCCCAGGUGCGCUCUUCCCCCAAGGUGCGCUCUUCCCCCCAGAUGCGCUCUUCCCCCAGGUGCGCUCUCCCCCCCAGGUGCGCUCUUCCCCCCAGGUGCGCUCUCCCCCCCAGGUGCGCUCUUCCCCCCAGGUGCGCUCUUCCCCCCAGGUGCGCUCUUCCCCCCAGGUGCGCUCUUCCCCCCAGGUGCGCUCUUCCCCCCAGGUGCGCUCUUCCCCCCAGGUGCGCUCUUCCCCCCAGGUGCGCUCUUCCCCCCAGGUACGCUCUUCCCCCCAGGAGGGCGCAGAUCUGCUGCAGGCGCUGGUGGCGCUGGGGGAGGGCGCAGGGGCGGCGCAUGGGGGAGCAUUCAGAGGAGGGGGGGACGGAAGCGCGGAGGCUGGGGAAACGGAUGGGGGAAGGAGCAAGAGGGGUGGGGGGGUGGAGUCAGCGAGGGGCAAGGCAGGCGGGGGUGCAGCACAGGUGGAGGCGGGGAGAGAAGGCACGCUGGUGGGGAAGUCGGGGGGUCAGGAGAGGGGCGACGGGGGGCAAGGCGGGGAGCGCGUGUGGGUGGUGGUGCUGAGCUCGGGCGGCCACUUUGCCGCCGUGGUGGUGGACGCCGCCUCCCACGGCGCCGUGCUCGCCCACCGCUCCUUCCACCGCUGCCCAUGGCUGACGUCACUGUACCUCUCCUUGCACCCCACUCCCCCUCCCCUCUCCACCCACGUCCACCUCUCCGCCCCUGUGCACUGCUCUGCCCGUCCGCCCCUGUGCACUGCUCUGCCCGUCCGCCCCUGUGCACUGCUCUGCCCGUCCGCCCCUGUGCACUGCUCUGCCCGUCCGCCCCUGUGCACUGCUCUGCCCGUCCGCCCCUGUGCACUGCUCUGCCCGUCCGCCCCUGUGCACUGCUCUGCCCGUCCGCCCCUGUGCACUGCUCUGCCCGUCCGCCCCUGUGCACUGCUCUGCCCGUCCGCCCCUGUGCACUGCUCUGCCCGUCCGCCCCUGUGCACUGCUCUGCCCGUCCGCCCCUGUGCACUGCUCUGCCCGUCCGCCCCUGUGCACUGCUCUGCCCGUCCGCCCCUGUGCACUGCUCUGCCCGUCCGCCCCUGUGCACUGCUCUGCCCGUCCGCCCCUGUGCACUGCUCUGCCCGUCCGCCCCUGUGCACUGCUCUGCCCGUCCGCCCCUGUGCACUGCUCUGCCCGUCCGCCCCUGUGCACUGCUCUGCCCGUCCGCCCCUGUGCACUGCUCUGCCCGUCCGCCCCUGUGCACUGCUCUGCCCGUCCGCCCCUGUGCACUGCUCUGCCCGUCCGCCCCUGUGCACUGCUCUGCCCGUCCGCCCCUGUGCACUGCUCUGCCCGUCCGCCCCUGUGCACUGCUCUGCCCGUCCGCCCCUGUGCACGGCUGCCCGUCCACCUGUCCGCCCCUGUGCACUGCUGCCCGUCCACCUGUCCGCCCCUGUGCACGGCUGGCCGUCCACCUGUCCGCCCCUGUCCGCCCCUGUCCGCCCCUGUGCGCCCCUGUCCGCCCCUGUGCGCCCCUGUCCGCCCCUGUCCGCCCCUGUGCGCCCCUGUCCGCCCCUGUGCGCCCCUGUCCGCCCCUGUGCACGGCUGGCCCCCCAUCAGGUACGUGGUGCGAGCCAAGGCGGGCGGGCGCCAGGCAACGAGGGACGGAGCGGGCAGAGCGCCGCAGUCAGCGGGGGCCAGUCUGAGGCGCUACAACGAGGCGGCUCUUGUCAAGGUGGGGUGGGGGGCGAUGAGCGGGAGAUGGUGAAUGCAAUGGUGUCUCCUUUUCCUUCUAUGGGCCCGUCUGCCCUUCCCCUCCUUUCCCGCAAGUCUGGUUUUGCUCUCCUACCCUCACCCGCUUUCAUUCCCUUCAUUCAGCCCCCCUACCUUGUUGCUUCCUCCCCCCCGAUCCCACCUCCCCCCGAUCCCACCUCCCCCCGAUCCCACCUCCCCCCGCGCCCUCAGGACAUCCGAGCCCUGCUGCAGCACUGGCAGCCCUACCUGGCGCGCGCACAGUUCAUCUUCGUACACGCCACCGCACUCAACCGCGCUGCACUCUUCGGCACCGCGGCAGAGGCUCACGCUAGUCGGGGCACAGGGGGGGCUGUGGCGGGGUUGCUGGCGGCGCGCGACCCGCGCGUGCGGCGCGUGCCCUUCCCCGUGCGCCGCCCCACCGUCAAGGAGGCGUUGCGCGUGGCGCACUCCCUGGCACACGUGCACGUGCUGGGGGGGGCGCAGGGGGAAGAGGGCGGGGCGGCGGGAGUGGAGUGUGGGGAAGGGGAAUCGGGUGCUGUGGGUGGCGGCAAGGGGGUGGCGGCAGUGAGGGCGCGGGAAGAAAGGGCAGAGCAAAGGGAGGCGGUGCAGGGAGAAGACAGGGGGCUGGAAGACGGGAUGCAGGACACAGGAAGAGACGGAGAUGGGCAUGUGGAGUUGCAGGGAGAUGGGGAAGGGCAGGAGAGAGGAGAGGCGAGUGGGGCCAGUGGAGGGGAGGUGCAGGAGAAGGAGGCAGCGGGGCAAGGAUGGGGGAGAACGGCACUCCAUGUGGCAGCUGCUGCAGGUGGGUGGGUGGGUAGAUUCACUGGGCUGCACGACUGCAUUGCUUGCUUCAUGUGUGUUUGCCGCAUUUGCAUCACACUCAUCACGCCCAUCACACUCAUCACGCCCAUCACACCCAUUCUAAGCAACCACGCGGAGGUGGCUCGCCUGCUGCAGCAGGGCAGUGACCCCACGGGGCGGGACGGCAGGGGGCGAGUGGCGUACGUGGUGGCGGCCAACAAGGCCACGCGGGACGCCUUCCGCCGCCACAUGGCAGCCCACCCGCAGCAGUGGGACUGGCACGCCGCUGCUGUGCCCAGCGCCCUCACUGAAGAGCUCCAGGCCUCCCAGGCCGCCCGCCAGGCGGAGAAGGAAGCGAAGAAGAAGGCAAAGGAGAAGGAGAGGAGGCAGAGGAAGAAGCAGGAGGAGAGAGAGCGCAAGCAGCAAGCCCUCCACCAGAGCGCGCCACCAGCGCCAUCGCCGACACACGCAUCGCCUGCAGAGACUGUAAGGCGCAUGCCUCCAUGCUGCCUUCCUCUCCCUUUCUGCGUGCUUCCUUUCGCCCUCCAUGUGCUGCACUGCACGUGCCUCCGGUCACUGUGUCGCCUUGAGUCUAACCACUGCCUGCUCAAGCCUCCUGCAGCCACUCAUGCAAAUGCUGACGAUUUUGUUCCGUGGCUUGGUGACGCGCCUGCACGCAUGUACCGUAUCUGUGCUGUGCUGUGUGGUGUGCAGGAGGAGCAGAGGAGGGCGAGGGAGAGGGAGGAGAGGGCAGCAGCGGCGGAGAGGCGUGUGCAGCAGCUGGCCGGGGGCACCGCUGCGCCUGCCACGGCCCACCAUGCCUCCCCCGCCACCACUGCUGCAGGCAGCUGCUGCGACUCGUGUGGAGCAUCGCUGGCGGGCAGGACGCCCUUCUCCCGCCUCGCCUUCAACUACUGCACCACUGCAUGCGUGCGCGCUCACAAGACCUCUUCUCGCCUGCAAGGCAAGAAGAACAAGGUUCAGGAUGCAGCGCCCCCCUCGCCUCGCCACCGAAUGACGAAGAAGGCGUGGCAUGCGUACACGGCGAGGGAGAAACUGUACUGGCUGGAUAUGCUAGACACGCAGCCCGAUCUCAGCAUCCGGGGGCUGGCGAGGCUGGCUAACUUGCAACCAAAGCAGAUUCGCGAAUGGCGGAAGUUGAAGGAGCACCUCCUUGUUUCAGCGGCUUGUCGUCGUCGCCUCGUUGGCGGAGGCCACGUGAUGGAGGAGGAGCAGGAUGAAUUUCUCCCCAACCCGUUCUACCCGGCCCCCGUGGUCACCCCUCCCGAUGUGACCGUCGAGAUGGAGGAGGAGGCCGUGCUGGCCACUGAAGCUGACGAAGCCGAUGCGGAGGCUGUACCUGCUAAGUCAGACUUGAGCGAGUCCGACGAUGGAGAGGCGGGCGAAGCUGACGAGUGGAGCGACGAAGGGGAUGAAUGGUGGGCCCCUGGUCGCUAUGAGGGGGCAGAGGUAGAUGAGUGGGUGGCGGGUGACGAAGAUGAGUAA
Molecule: messenger RNA, 4974 nt
Organism: Closterium sp. NIES-65
Lineage: Eukaryota; Viridiplantae; Streptophyta; Zygnematophyceae; Desmidiales; Closteriaceae
Source: the annotation of a GenBank genome assembly